GCAGCAGGAAGACAGAGCAGGAGAGAAAAACGCCCUUCAAAGAGCAGAAAACUAACAGUUUGUGCAUCACAUUCUGGAGGAAAACCCCAGACACACACACGCGCGCGUUCAGAUUUGGACUAUGGCUUCCACCACCUCUGGUGAUGUUCUGCCCACUGGUGCCAGAAUCUUCAUCACUGUUCCUGACCUCUUCUUCAUCCCUGAGUGGGUCAUUGGGGGUUUGGUGUGGAUCCUGGUGGCCUCGACCCGAGUCUUCCCAGACAAUCCUCUGGGCUGGGUCAUGUUCGUGUCCAUCUUCUGCUUCGUCGGGACGACUCUGUGGCUUCUCAUCUUCGCCUGUGGAGGCAAUCAGAGCAGCUUUUGGCCCGGCCUGGAUGCUGGUUUUCAUUUUGUGGCAGCGGUUUUCUACCUCAGUGCGUCGGUGGUGUUAGCCUACAUCACCAUUGUGCAUAAGACUGCUUCAACUAUUGACAUAACCCUACUGAAGAUCUACCGACUUGACAUUUCUGCAGUGGUGAUGUCCCAUGUGGCUACUCUCCUCUACUUCCUCCACGCCAUUUUCUCUGCCAUCCGAUGGAAGAGAGCCUGAAGCGCAACCUGAACCCCUCCAGACGUCAAACACAAGGAGAGACGCAGAAAAAUAAUGGCAUAUGUGACACAUUUUUGUUUUUCCUGUUUCGUUAGAACAAAUGGCGAAAAAAAAAAAAACUAAAGUGAUGAAACCCAUUAUGCACAAUAUAAGUCGCUGUUUUGACACGAUAAGCAACUAUUAGGUCUGAGUGAUACUGCUGAUAGAAGUGCUUAAAAAAAUGUCUUUUUAGAAAAAUACAUUCAUUCAGACAGUCUGAGUUGUUUAACAAAUAGGAAAAAACGAUUUCAGUGUUUUCAUUUCAUGGUAGUCAUUUGACCUUCACAAAGCAGCUGCUUUAGAGUCCACUCAA
Poecilia latipinna (sailfin molly) is the source of this 941-nucleotide messenger RNA. RefSeq names its product myelin and lymphocyte protein-like. The coding region runs from base 122 to 589 and encodes 155 amino acids. Gene Ontology annotation, cellular component: membrane. Gene Ontology annotation, molecular function: structural constituent of myelin sheath. The record is from RefSeq and is a predicted model, not a curated record. NCBI's taxonomy places the organism in Eukaryota, Metazoa, Chordata, Actinopteri, Cyprinodontiformes, Poeciliidae. The transcript has 4 exons. Gene Ontology annotation, biological process: myelination.